Brienomyrus brachyistius is the source of this 7070-nucleotide messenger RNA. RefSeq names its product lysine-specific demethylase 5C-like. The record is from RefSeq and is a predicted model, not a curated record. The coding region runs from base 1497 to 6242 and encodes 1581 amino acids. Gene Ontology annotation, biological process: chromatin remodeling. Gene Ontology annotation, molecular function: DNA binding; histone demethylase activity. Lineage: Eukaryota; Metazoa; Chordata; Actinopteri; Osteoglossiformes; Mormyridae. Gene Ontology annotation, cellular component: nucleus. The transcript has 29 exons.
ACGAAUUUAUUAUUUUUCAGCUUAAAAAAUUUCUACUGACCCGCAUGUGUAAAUCAGCCGUUCAAAAACAUAAAAUAAAUGUACAUGUAACUGGACCACGGUAUGUGUUACACAGCAUGUAUUCAAUGAUGUAAACAUGCCCGAUUAGAUAAUGUUCUCUGGCGUAUAUUCCAGUAGUAUGGCGUUUGGUCCAAGCAAAGUGCGAGUUAUGAACUUAUGUGUCUAGAGCCGAUACAGAAAGAACAUCCUCCUAGAAAACAAAGAACUAUUAGUGAACUCAACUUUUGGGGGAGCGCUGUAUGGGGGGCACUGUAUGAAAACUGAAAAACCGAUAGACACCCAAGCGAGAUCGCUAAGCAGCUAAACAAACAAGGACUGUGUGGCACCAGCCAGCAGCGAAGGGCAAGGAGAUGUCAGCGUGUCGCCUGCAGCGGCUUCGGACUCUGUGGAAACUACACGUUGACGAAUACGUUAGGCGUUAAAAGCGAUGAAGUAGGAGGAAUCCCACAGAGCGCUGUUUGUUGUAGCGCCUACACCGGACACGUUAGGAUGGGCUGAGGAAUGGAGGCCGGACUGCCGUUUCUACACGCAGAAGGACAAACCCAGUCCAGACAACAGACAAGUGGUGUUAUCAACCCGGGCCCAGAAGACUCCAUUCCUUUUAACUGACAGUCGCCACACAGUCAAACUCCUCGGACUGGUCAUUAAAUUGUCCGGCGCGGUAUAAGAGGAUAUGGAUGAAAGUGUCUCAGGGCGUGUUUAUUAGCCAGUUAGCCGCCGAUCUGUAGCAUUUCCACUCAACCGAAAACGUCCAAAGUGCUAGACUGCUGGCUGCUUUAAAGCCAGCAAGCCGGCUGGCUAGUAGAAACUUAUAAGAACGGCUCGUUGGAGUAGAGGUUACACAUUUACAGGAAAGUAAGUGAAUAUUAUAAAUACAUAUUAGCCGUUCACCAAAGGCAUCAGAACAUACUUCAUGGUAUACACCAAGGGGAGGCCAUUGUUUGUAACUGUCUAGCUGUCUCGCUAGCAUGCAUAAGAUGAUUUAUAUCCGUUAAUGUAUUGUAUGUGAGUCUUAUUGUAGUUUAACAUUUUAUCCAUUGUUAGCAAGCAAAUCAUUUGCACGAUUUACACUGCCAGAUAGUAUUUAUUUACUGUAGCGUUAUAACGUUGCUAAAACGAUGUAUCGCGAAGUACAUUGCUAGCUGAGAUUCUUACAACAUAGCUAUUUGCUGGCAACUUACCUUUAACGUAACAAAACAAUUGUAGGUCUAUGGGAGUUUUAAUUUAGGUCCGCUUAACCUGUCAGGUGCAGAAGUAACGUGCUGUCUUACGUAGCGAUGGCUACCCUAAGCGGCUGCAGGAUUUAUUCGGACAGCGACAUUAUUUAUUGAAAUACUAGUUACUUUAGGGAGUCAUUCACUAAAUUCAAGUAUUUGUUGAAUAAAGUUUAAUGAGCGAUAUAAACGCCGAAAAGUUCGUUUCUCUACUGUCCGUAAAUGCACCAAAUGUUGCUAGAAAUGGACGGGGAGGAUUUCGUGCCACCGCCUGAAUGCCCCGUUUUUGAACCGUCGUGGGAGGAGUUCGCAGAUCCAAUGGGUUACAUAGCCAAAAUCCGUCCCAUCGCUGAGAAAUCCGGAAUUUGCAAGAUCCGCCCUCCUCCGGACUGGCAACCUCCCUUUGCUGUUGAGGUGGAUAGCUUCCACUUCACUCCGAGAAUCCAGAGGCUCAAUGAGUUGGAGGCGGAGACCCGUGUGAAGUUAAACUAUCUGGAUCGCAUUGCCAAGUUCUGGGAGAUCCAGGGCUCCUCCCUAAAAAUUCCCAACAUCGAGAGACGGAUAUUGGACCUCUUUGGCUUGUCCAAGAUUGUGGCUGAAGAAGGAGGCUUUGAGUCUGUCAGUAAGGAGAGGCGAUGGGCUCGUGUGGCCCAGAAGUUGGGGUACCCACCUGGGAAGAACAUCGGCUCCCUGCUGCGCUCUCAUUAUGAGAGGAUCAUAUACCCCUUUGAGGUGUUCCAGUCAGGCGCCAUUUUGCCAGUGAAGCAGUGCAAACCAAGGCCAUAUGACAGUGAAGAGGUGGAUAAGGAGUACAAGCCUCACUCUAUCCCCCUCCGCCAGUCAGUCCAGCCCUCCAAGACCAGCAGCUAUGGGCGCCGAGCCAAUCGCUUACAGCCAGAUGGCCCCGAUGACUUGUCUUCCCACACUCUCUCUGCCGGCUCCCGACACACUUCGCCGGAGCCCACUGAAGAAGAUAUAGAAAAGAAUCCUGAGCUGAAGAAGCUACAGAUCUAUGGAGCCGGACCCAAGAUGAUGGGCCUGGGGCUGAUGGCAAGGGACAAGGGGAACCGAAGGAAAGAUGAACUGCCACAGACAGUGAUCGUGCGGGACAGUGUCGUGGUUAAAGAUGAACCUGGAGAGGACAGGGGGGAGGGCAAAAUGCACCUGCCCCCCACGGACAGGACAGUGAAGGAGGAGUCUGGGGACAAAUACGGCUAUGAUGGUGACCGGGAGGAGCCAUGCACCAAGAUGACCAUGCGGCUGAGGCGCAACAUGAGCAACGCGCAGUUCGUGGACUCCUUUGUGUGUCGGAUGUGCGGCCGGGGUGAUGAGGACGAGAAGCUGCUGCUGUGCGACAGCUGCGACAACAACUACCACACCUUCUGCCUGCUGCCUCCACUCAGCGAGCCGCCCAAGGGUGACUGGCGCUGUCCCAAGUGUGUGGCAGAGGAGUGCAAGAGGCCGGCGGAGGCCUUUGGCUUUGAGCAGGCCACUCGGGAGUACACCCUGCAGAGCUUUGGGGAGAUGGCCGACACCUUCAAGGCCGACUACUUCAACAUGCCCGUCCACAUGGUGCCCACGGAGCUGGUGGAGCGGGAGUUCUGGAGGCUGGUCAGCAGCAUAGAGGAGGACGUCACCGUGGAGUACGGGGCCGACAUCCACUCCAAGGAGUUCGGCAGUGGGUUCCCAAUGAACAACGGCAGGCGGCAGCUGACGGCGGAGGAGCAGGAGUACGCCCGCAGCGGGUGGAACCUGAACGUCAUGCCUGUGUUGGAGCAGUCUGUCCUUUGCCACAUCAACGCCGACAUCUCGGGCAUGAAGGUGCCCUGGCUCUACGUGGGCAUGGUCUUCUCCGCCUUCUGCUGGCACAUCGAGGACCACUGGAGUUACUCCAUCAACUAUCUGCACUGGGGGGAGCCCAAGACGUGGUAUGGGGUUCCCAGAUCGGCGGCCGAGUCGCUGGAGGAGGUGAUGAAGAAAAUCACCCCUGAGCUGUUUGAGUUCCAGCCCGACCUGCUGCACCAGCUGGUCACCAUCAUGAACCCCAACAUCCUCAUGGCCCACGGGGUGCCGGUGGUCCGUACCAACCAGUGCGCGGGGGAGUUUGUUAUUACCUUCCCCCGGGCGUACCAUGCUGGCUUUAACCAGGGGUACAACUUUGCAGAGGCUGUCAACUUCUGCACUGCUGAUUGGCUGCCAGCCGGACGCUCCUGCAUCGAGCACUACCGGCGUCUGCGCAGAUACUGCGUGUUUUCGCAUGAGGAGCUCGCCUGCAAGAUGGCCGCCUGCGCAGAGAGGCUGGACCUGAACCUGGCUGCUGCUACUCACAGGGAGAUAUUCAGCAUCGUGCAGGAGGAGAGGCAGCUACGCAAAAAGCUGCUGGAGAGGGGCAUCACGGAGGCAGAGCGCGAGGCCUUUGAGCUCCUCCCUGACGACGAGAGGCAGUGUGACAAAUGCAAGACGACGUGCUUCCUGUCUGCUCUGGCCUGCUAUAGCUGCCCCCAGCGCCUGGUCUGCCUCUACCACACACAGGACCUCUGCGGCUGCCCCACCAACAAACACUACCUCAGGUACAGGUACACUCUGGAUGAGCUGCUGUCUAUGCUGCACCGCCUCAAGGUGCGAGCCGAAUCCUUUGAUUCCUGGGCGAACAAAGUGAAGGAAGCACUGGAGAAUGAGGGGGGCGUGAAAAAAGCAGACGUGGAAGAGCUGGAAGCACUGAAGAUGGAAGCCGCCGAGAAGAAAUUCCCCAACAACGACCUUCUCCAGCGGCUAAGCGGCGCGUUGAGUGACUUUCAGCACUGCAAGACCGUCAGUGCUGAGCUCCUGAGCGGCUCACACGGCAGGGGGAUGACCCUAGCCGAGUUCAGGGCUCUGGUGGAGAAGAUGAGCAGCCUGCCCAGCCUCUUCAGCCCUCUGGAGCAGGUGCAGGCCUUGCUCCUGUCAGUUGAGCAGUUCCAGAGCCGGGCCCAGGCCUUCCUGGACAGUUGCGACUGCAGCCGGGCCCCACCCCCCUCGGAGCAGCUGCAGGACUUGCUGGAGGAUGGGGAGAGGCUGGUCGCCGAGCCGCCCGCCCUGGGGCUGCUGCGGGGCCUGCGGGAACAGGGUCACUGGCUGGGGGAGGUGCAGCGGGCGCUGGGCCGGCAGGGAAGCGAGGCACCGGCGUCAGUUACACUGAGCGUCCUGCGUAACUUGAUGGAGACCGGUUGUAACGUGCCGCAGAGCAGCGCCGUGGAGACGGCCAUGGCCGAGCUGCAGGAGCUGCUCACCAUCGCCGAGCGUUGGGAGGAGAAGGCGCAGAUCUGCUUGGAGCACAGGCAGAAGCAUCCGCUCUCCACGCUGGAGGCCAUCGUCAACGAAGCUACGAUGAUCCCCGUGCAGCUGCCCAACAUCCUGUCCCUGCAGGGCUGCCUGAGCCGGGCUCGGGCCUGGGUCACCGACUUGGAGGAGAUCCAGAACGGGGAGCACUACCCCUGCCUGGACGACCUGGAGGGGCUGGUGGCCAUCGGCAGGGACUUACCCGUGCACAUGGAGGAGCUUAGGCAGCUGGAGCUCCAGGUGGCCAGCGCCCAUUCAUGGAGAGAGAAGGCCAGCAAGACCUUUCUCAAGAAGAACUCGCAGCAGAGCCUGCUGGAGGUGCUGUGUCCCUGCGUGGACAGGAAGCGGCAGCGGCGCGACGGCAGGGUGUCCAAAGCCGACUCGGACAGUCUGGGUCUCACGGCGCAGGACCUGCGGGAUCCAGCUGCCAUCGUGUCUGCCUUCAAAGAAGGAGAAAGGAGGGAGAAGGAGGCUGUACAGCGGCUCCAGGAGGUCAACUUGGCGAAGCCGGCACUUAGGAAUGGCGACGGUGAGGCAUGGUGGAAGGGGAGGGAGGGUAGGGCGGAGCAGGAUGCCUGCAGCCCCUUGCCGGACUCCGGAAAGGACGGAGCAGUUAUCGACCUGACGGAGACUCCCGAGCAGCCGCCGCCUGCGGACGCCCCUGAGGUCUGCGUGUGUGGGCAGCCCCCCCGACCCCCAAUCCUCCGCUGCCACCUCUGCCAGGACUGGUUCCAUGGCGGCUGUGUCCCCUUUCCCUCCCUCUCGCUCCCUGCUAAUCCCCUCUGCUGGUGGGACUGGGACACGCGCUUUCUGUGCCCACUGUGCCAACGCUCACGCCGCCCGCGGUUGGAGACCAUCCUGGCGCUGCUGGUGGCGCUGCAGAAGCUUCCAGUGCGGCUCCCCGAGGGCGAGGCGCUGCAGUGCCUGACGGAGAGGGCCAUCGGUUGGCAGGGCCGUGCCAGGCAGGCACUCGACAGCCCCGAGCUGAGGGCAGCCCUGCAGACGCUGCGGGCACUCCAGGACACACUGCGGGGGAUGGGUGACUGUGGGGGCGGGGCCAAGGAUGAGGGCGGGGCCAAGGAUGGGGGUGGGGCCAAGGACGACGUCAUAGUGCUGUCUGACUCUGAUGGAGCGGAGAAGGGCGACCGGGAGGACAGCGUGAUAGACCUGACGGAGGAUGACGAUCCCCGCAGGAAGGGGGCUGAAUGUGAAAAUGGACACAGCAGGAAAGGGGGCACUAAUGGGGUCAAAGGCACCGAAUCCCUACUCGCCCUGCUUCCCCGAUUGAGGGGUCCCGUCAUAGAGCUCUCCUCUGCCACCCGAGCUCAGCUGGAGGAGCUGCAGCUCGAGGGCGACAUGCUGGAGGUCACCCUGGACCAGUCGCAAGUCAUUCACCGGCUCCUGCAAGCAGUAUCUGAGCCCCCCCGCCACACGCUGCACAGUCUUAUACUGAUCCGGUUGCAGGAGCAGGGCGGCGCCGGGCGUGCGGGCCGAGCAAAGGACUCGAAGAGGAAGAGGAAGAGCCAAAGAGGCGAGGGAGAGGAGGAGCAAACCACCACCGCCCAAGAUGCCUCGGAGUCGAAGAAAACACGCCCUCUGAAGCAGGAGGCCCCCCAGACACUUCCGCAGACGCUCUCGGAGAUCUUGUGAUGAGUUGCUGAUGGGGAAAGUCAGAAGGACACAGCGGAGGGGGGGGGGGGUGGCAGCAGAUGAUGGACAUACUCUGGCGGGACACACCUUGGCAUUAUCCCAAGUUCGUCGGUCCCCCUACACUGACAGGUUUCUGCUUUUGUUGCUCGACCGUGUGCUCCCGCUCUCCGCCCUCUCCAAGCUCGCCAUAGUCCUCCCCCGGACCCUCACGGCUCUCGGUCAAACCUACCGCUCCAGGUCUCGCGGCACAGUCCUGCACUCCUCUUCACCUUUUGCCAGAAUCUCAUCCCGGUUUGCAUCCGGAGGCGGUGCGAGUGUGGGAUCGUUUUCUAUCAGACCCCUUAGAGCACAGCACAUCCCAGUCCCUGACUUUGUGAAUACUUUUUUUUUGGAAGGACAGUAUCCCAGACAUACCAUGUUCGCAACUUGCUAAUUUUCUACCUGGUCCCCUGUUCACAGGGGCAGUUUGUAAUGGAUUGUGCUUCAGAAGGACAUACUGAGAAUAAAAGGAAACAAUUGUAAGUUCCUUGGUGCUACUUCACUGUCAGCAGGUCAUCUUUUCCUUUACCCCCCCCCAAGCCCCCCAUCCUUGUACCUCUCUGCCUCCUUUUCUUACUUCCUCAAGUUGUUGUAAACUUCACAUUUUCUCCACACCCUUGGUUUCUAAUGGGUUCCGAUAGUUUGUUAUUGUUAUUAUUGAUAAUAUGGUAUUGAUAAAAAUGCAGACACGCGGUUGUGUGUUUGUGUAUAAAGCUUCUUUUUGAUGUUGCCUUUUUAGUUCCCUUUUCUCCUUGUUAGAAAAAUAAAGGCUCAAUAUUGUUUUAAGAA